Strongylocentrotus purpuratus (purple sea urchin) is the source of this 762-nucleotide messenger RNA. RefSeq names its product dachshund homolog 1-like. The transcript is spliced from 5 exons. The coding region runs from base 1 to 762 and encodes 253 amino acids. The record is from RefSeq and is a predicted model, not a curated record. NCBI's taxonomy places the organism in Eukaryota, Metazoa, Echinodermata, Echinoidea, Camarodonta, Strongylocentrotidae.
AUGGCGAUGUUCAUGUGGAUCUCCAUCAUUUCCUUGUUGGCAGGGUUCCAAACUCUCAAUGCCUGCUCCGGUGGAGGAGGAGGUGGAGGAGGAGGAGGAGGAGGAGGAGGAGGAGGAGGAGGAGAUGGAGGCUACCAGCCGACAGAACGACCCGAGCUCACCAUUCAUCCUACAGCCCUCUACAUUGUGUCUAAUCCUUGCGGUUCGAUUACUAUUCCCGGUGUUGAGACCAUUCGACUGGUUCCUGGUCCCAUGCCGGACAUGCCCAACUCGACUCCAGGCAUUUCCAGAUCACGGGUGUGUCAACUGCCUGCUAUGGCUGAUUCAUCAUCUGGGAUAACAGGCAUCUCAACAACCGAGGCGCCGACCUCGACAACCAUCUCGUCGACGUCAGUUUGGACUACGAUGGCCACAUUCGUAGGCUAUUCGACGCCGCCAAUGAAUGAGACAACGACAAUGUAUGAGACAACGACACCUCUGAAUAUCUUCGGCGAAGGUAUGCAAAUGUUCGUCCUGGACAACGUGAACCGGGCAAUCUUCUAUGGUGGUGGGGAUCUCCAGUUUUCGACCCUGUUCACCUUCCCUGAGCACGAGGAUCCCACGGGGGUCACAAUAGACACUUCUGGUUUCCGGGUGUUCUGGACAGAUCUGAAGACCGACCUAAUCCACGGAGCGUCCCUUUAUGGUACACACCCUAGGAUAUAUUCUGUGGGAUUGUACGAAGUCGACUUCGGUGCAUGUCAAUUAGGACGAAUACCAUAG